AGUAGAACUUCUGUAGGAUUUGUAUCCAGCAUCCGGUGAACAUGUUGAGGCUCCUUGUACUUGCAGCUCUCGUCCUUUGCGGACAUUGCGCUGAUGACACCCAGUAUUUGGAGGAUAUGAAUACCCGUGUGGUAGGAGGAAGCAAUGCUGCCAAAAAUGCAUGGCCCUGGCAGGUUUCCCUUCAGUAUCAGUCUGGAAGCAGCUGGUACCACACCUGUGGAGGUUCUCUGAUUCGUGCUAACCGUGUCCUCACUGCUGCUCACUGUGUAGACGCCGCUCGUACCUUCCGUGUUGUCUUGGGAGACCACAACUUGAGCACAAAUGAAGGCACCGAACAGUCAAUCUCUGUGUCCAGAAUUGUAAGACAUGCAAGCUGGAACACCAACAAUGUAGCAGCUGGAUAUGAUAUUGCAGUCCUUCAUCUGGCAUCCAGUGCCACUCUGAACAGCUCUGUGAAGGUGGCUACCCUGCCCGCUGAUGGAACUGUCCUAGCCAACAAUUUUGCCUGUGUUGUUACUGGCUGGGGAAGAACUACCACCGGUGGAUCUCUUCCCUCAAUCCUCCAGCAGGCCCCUCUGCCUGUUGUAGCUCACUCAACCUGCUCCAGCAGCUCUUACUGGGGAAGCACAGUCAAGACCACCAUGGUGUGCGCCGGCGGUGACGGUGUCCGUGCUUCAUGCAAUGGAGAUUCUGGUGGACCUCUCAACUGUUCCGUCAAUGGAGUUUACCAAGUCCAUGGUAUCACCAGUUUUGGUUCCUCCCUUGGUUGCAACACCUACCUCAAACCCUCUGUCUUCACCAGAGUAUCUGCUUACAUCUCCUGGAUCAAUGCUAAUGUCUAAACCAUCAGAAACAUUUGCAGGAAACAUGUGCAAAGACAACAAUACCGUGUGUUUUAAAAAAUACUUGUGGGAUUCUUUUUCUGUAACAGACAUUCUAAUAAAGAUGCUUCCAUAA
Pelobates fuscus (common spadefoot toad) is the source of this 957-nucleotide messenger RNA. RefSeq names its product chymotrypsin-like elastase family member 1. Gene Ontology annotation, molecular function: serine-type endopeptidase activity. The transcript has 8 exons. The record is from RefSeq and is a predicted model, not a curated record. Lineage: Eukaryota; Metazoa; Chordata; Amphibia; Anura; Pelobatidae. Gene Ontology annotation, biological process: proteolysis. Bases 42 to 842 code for a protein of 266 amino acids.